CAUGGCUAGAACUAGAAGACAGAAGGCCACAACAGAUAUAUUGUCUGUUUGCUUCAUUCACAAAAUACUAUGUUAUCUUAGUUAUGAUGAAGCUUCUUGGAUAAGAAUUCUCUCCAAAACAUGGCUAAAAGCCUGGUCGGCUCUUCCCAACUUAAAAUUCAAAGUUAAAUACAUUUCCGAAUACAGUGGACGCAAUCAUGGAGAGAUACGGGGAAGAAAAUAUCCCUACUGACAAGUUUAAAUUCUCAAAUUGGUCAAGAUCUAGGAUAGUGAUCAAAUUUUUUCAAGCCACUGCUCUUCAGAAUGGUGUAAAAGAGAUUGUGUAUGGAGAUCCUUACUGGUUCACUCCAACAUACCGCUUUCCUAUUAUCAAGGUCUUGGCAGGAAAAUCUUUACCAGAAUUGGUUCUGAGUGGUUGCGAUCUGAUGGCUGUUUCAUUAUUUAGUGGUGCGGUGCACUGUCAAUCUUUGAGAAAGUUUUCUCUGUAUCUAAUUUUUAGAUGUCAAAAUUGCAUGUUGAACUGUGGAGUGCCCAACGUUUGUGGAUGCUAUGCUAUGGAGUUGUCAUCCUAGGAGACUGGACCUAUUAUCAACUGUUGGAAUGAAUAAAUGUUUCAUCUAUUGCUUAAUGUAUAUGAAGAGACUGAGUCAUUCUUACUCUCAACGAAGUAAGCCUUGGCAUAGUCAAUUAAAAGAAAUAAAAGCUUUUGAUGGGAAAAAUCAGCCGCUGCAACUCAAAAGUGGGGAAUUGGCGAGCACCCUUACGGAGAGGAACGGAGUUUAUUUUUUAUUAGAUUGCGGAUGCAGUUAAUUCUUGCACUUCUCAAAACUAUUUAGCAUUGUCAAGUACUGAAAAUUGUGGUGAAUUUGAAUCAUAAGAUUAUUAAUUCUAUAGUGAACUUCUCUCUUCGUGCAA
Molecule: messenger RNA, 915 nt
Organism: Capsicum annuum
Lineage: Eukaryota; Viridiplantae; Streptophyta; Magnoliopsida; Solanales; Solanaceae
Exons: 2
Coding region: 198-572 (124 amino acids)
Source: RefSeq, a predicted model, not a curated record